Messenger RNA from Manis javanica (Malayan pangolin), 2153 nucleotides. It is a transcript of the gene TEKT1, whose product is annotated as tektin 1. Gene Ontology annotation, cellular component: microtubule cytoskeleton; nucleus. The record is from RefSeq and is a predicted model, not a curated record. Lineage: Eukaryota; Metazoa; Chordata; Mammalia; Pholidota; Manidae. Gene Ontology annotation, biological process: cilium assembly; cilium movement involved in cell motility.
UUCAGGCAGCGUCGACGAGGAGCCCGGUCAGCGUCUCCAGGCCGCACUUCUCUCCCAGUGUGUAAUUCCUUUGUUGUCUAUACAUUAGUGCUUUGCUAGUGUUACAACCAUAAAGAACAUACUGAGCACUGCACUCUUAGCUCGGGAGCUCCAAUCCUCUCAUUCUAUAGAUGGAGAAACUACUGCGGACUCAAAGCUCCGUGUCUGGCCUCCGCCCAGGUCUGGAGACGGCCCUCCGCUAAGGGGCGGGCCCGGGGCGCGGAUCCUGAAGCCUCCUCCUUUCUCUUCUCUCCUCCUUCUCCCCGUCCCGGCCGCGGCACCCCCAAGAAUCUCUUCUGCCUCCUCCCUGCAGGGCCAGGUUUGUGGCUUUAGAGGUCCGAGGCCGGCCUGCAGCAUAGUCCAGCCCAACCCCGCUGUACACCUGGGGAGUCUGAGAACCGAAAGAGCAGUGUGGCCCGAGGUGACCCAGCCCGCGGUAGGGCCACGGCUAGACGCAAGUCUCCGAAGUUCCAAGAUUGGAGUUUGCUCGUUUGUCUCCUGCUUGGUAUCCUGCGUCAGCGUGGCAAGUUGAGAUUGCCGCGUAUCCGGCCGGCUAGCUCCCAGGCCGCAACCCUGUGUCUCCCGGCCGGGGAACUGCAGAAGUUGCGCCUGCGCUGAGCCUUCCUGCGAGGCUGCUUGGCGAAGGAACCCGCCCUUUUUGUCCGCGGGACGCGUCACUGGUUACCCUGGAGACUGCGCUUUGGGGACUGUUUACUUCUAAGUUCUGCAAGAGUUCCAUUUGGGGCAAGGAGGCUCCCACCUUGACUUUGUGCAGUAUUCUUUGUGGCGCUGAGGACUUUGGAAACCUCAAAUGGCCAAAUUCCUACAACCUCCGCCCAAGUUCCUGCCCUCGGAAUGGCACAUUGCUAACAAGGAACAGUACCACAGAGCAGAGGCUCAGAGGUCCCGAUCUGAGCGCCUGGUGGCAGAAAGCCAGAGGCUUGUGGACGAAAUUGAAAAGAACACAAAAAAAUCUCAAAGUGAUGUGAACAAGAAACUAGAACAGAGACUUGAAGAAGUCAGGUUCUGGAAGAAGGAGUUAGAUGACAAACUUGAGCAGCUUAUAUAUGCAACGGAAGACCUACUCAUAUAUCGGACCAGAUUGGAGAAUGCCCUGGAGAGCUUCAAAGAACCCUUGCGGAUCACUCAGCUGUGCCUUGAAUACAGGGAGAAGCGAGUUGGCAUCGACCUGGUGCAUGACGAAGUGGAACAGGAGCUGAUAAAGGAGGCUGAGAUCAUCCGGGCGGUGAUGGCCCUGCUGACCCGCACCUUGGAGGAGACGUCCGAGCAGAUCAGGCUGAACCGCUCUGCCAAGUACAAUCUUGAAAAGGAUUUGAAGGACAAGUUUGUGGCCCUGACCAUUGAUGAUGUCUGCUUCUCACUCAACAACAACUCGCCAGACAUCAGAUAUUCUGAGAAUGCUGUGAGGGUCGAACCAAACUCUGUGAGCCUGGAAGACUGGUUGGACUUCUCCAACACCAACGUGGAGAAGGCUGACAAGCAGAGGAACAACUCCCUGGCGCUGAAGGCCCUGGUGGACCGAAUCUUGACCCAGACAGCUAAGGACCUGCACAAGCAAUGUGACGUGGUGGACACGGCAUUCAAGAAUGGGCUGGAGGAGACCAAGGCUGCCAGGGACAAGCUGGCUACUCAUCUGGCCAAGGUCAUGGAAGAGAUUGCGUCCCAGGAGAAAAAUGUUACAGUUCUCGAGAAAGCCAUCCUUGACCAAGAAGGGCCUGCCAAGGUGGCUCAUACACGCCUGGAGACCAGGACGUAUCGGCCGAACGUGGAGCUGUGCUGUGAUGCUGCACAGUACAGGCUGAUCAGAGAGGUGAAUGAUAUCACCCACAACGUUGCAAGAUUAAAGGAAACAUUAGCCCAAGCUCAUGUGGAGCUGAAAGGGCUGAAUCGCAGACAACUGGCUCUGCAGGAGGAGAUCCAGGUCAAAGAGAACACCAUCUACAUCGAUGAGGUGCUGUGCAUGCACACGAGGAAGUCCAUCCCCCCGCGGGACGGGGACGAGCGUGCAGAGUGGGCCGGCGGCCUCCGCCCCGACGCUGUCUGCUGAAGGAGGCGUAGUUCAGGCCCUCAUUAAACCAUGUCAUAAAACAGUA